AUGCCUCAACCGUCCGCAACGCCAUUACUCCAGCCCGAGAAUCAAACGCAAGCCCCAGCCCAAGACCGAGUCAAGACUGUCUCUCCACACCAGCAUUUCCACAUGCUCGACACAAGUUUCCCCGAAAGCCACAUGCGAACUCGGCUCUGGGCGCUGCCGUUUCCGCAUCCAAAGUGGGGUGUUGAGACGGAUACGGGACGGGUGUAUGAGGAUGUGGGGUUGAUGGUGGAGGCGUGGCGGGGUGAUGAUGAUGAUGAUGAUGAGGGGGAGGGGGUUGUAAGGGAGAGUGUUGAGGGGAGGGGAGAAGAGGCUGGGAUAGUGAGUGUGGAGAAGAAGAAUAAGACGAAAGAGAAGAAGAGGAAAAGAGAAAGCGGAGGAGAGGAAGAAAGGAGAAACAAGAGGAAACAAGACUGA
Molecule: messenger RNA, 414 nt
Organism: Exserohilum turcica Et28A
Lineage: Eukaryota; Fungi; Ascomycota; Dothideomycetes; Pleosporales; Pleosporaceae
Exons: 1
Coding region: 1-414 (137 amino acids)
Source: RefSeq, a predicted model, not a curated record